UAAGGAUAGUAUAAAUAAUCAAGUUUAGAAUAAAUAUAAUUGUGACACUUUUAAAGAUGGAGCAUAUAAGAAUACCAAAGGUUGAGAAUGUAAGGAUGAUUGAUAGGUAUAAUAGCAAAAAUUCAAUUGUCGGAACACUCUAUUUAACGGCAACUCAUCUCAUCUUUGUCGAUCCAAUAGCCAAUAAAGAAACAUGGAUUCUUCAUAUGCACAUUUCAAAUGUCGAGAAACAACCAUUGACGACUACAGGAUCUCCACUUUUAAUACGAUGCAAAACAUUUUUGUCAGUAACAUUUGUCAUAGCUAAAGAGCGAGAAUGUCAUGACGUAUAUACAACAUUAUCGAAAUUGUAUCAGCCUGUAAGCUAUCAGAAUCUGUAUUGUUUUCAGUAUACAUCAAGCACUGAGGACCUGCAGAAAUGUGCAGGUUGGGAUUACUUUAAGUUAGAAAGUGAAUUUAAACGUAUGAAAGUUCCGAAUGAUGAGUGGCAACUAUGCAAGAUGAACAAAGGCUAUGAGUUAUGUGAUACAUAUCCAAAUCAGUUUUAUGUACCGAAUUCAGUAGAUAAAGCAAUUCUUUUGGGAAGCUCAAGAUUCCGAAGCAAAGGCCGACUUCCAGCUUUAACCUAUCUUCAUCCCAAUAAAGCUUCUAUAUGCAGAUGUUCGCAGCCUUUAGCUGGGUUCUCAGCUCGUUGUGUUGAGGAUGAACAAUUAUUUGUUAAAAUAAGAAAAAAUAAUCCAAAUUCAAAUAUUUUAUAUGUCGUAGACACUCGACCAAGGAUGAAUGCAUUGGCGAAUCGAGCUGCUGGAAAAGGCUAUGAGAAUGAACUUUUUUACGAAAAUACAAAAUUUCAUUUUCUGGGCAUUGAAAAUAUUCAUAUUAUGAGAGCGAGCUUACAAAAACUUAUUGAAACGUGCGAACAAAAGUCAAUGAGCGGAUUUUUGUCAGCACUUGAAUCAUCUGGAUGGUUAAAACACAUUCGUUCAAUGUUAGAUACUUCAUAUUUCAUAGCAAAUGCAGUUUAUAAAGGCAUUUCAGUCGUCGUUCAUUGUAGUGAUGGUUGGGAUAGAACUUCUCAAGUUUGCUCAUUAGCUUCAUUGAUGUUAGAUCCCUAUUAUCGUACAAUAAAAGGUUUUCAAUGUCUUAUUGAAAAAGAUUGGCUGUCAUUUGGGCACAAAUUUAGCGAAAGAUGUGGACAUUUAAGCACUGAUCCAAAAGAAAUUUCACCAAUUUUCACGCAAUUUCUUGAUAGCGUAUGGCAAAUGAUGCAACAGAGAAUCGAUGCUUUUGAAUUUAAUGAACGAUUUCUUUUAAUACUGCACGAUCAUGUCAUGUCUUGUCAAUUUGGAACUUUUGUUGGAAAUUGUGAAAAGGAUAGACUAGAUUUAAAAUUAUGUGAAAAAACAUUUUCAUUAUGGGGUUUUAUGGCUAAUCAUAUGAAUGAAUAUCUAAAUCCGUUGUAUAAACCGGGAGAAGUGGACGACAUCUUAGUGCCAAACUUAGCGCCUCAGUGUAUUAAAUUUUGGCGAGGCAUGUACAGUCGAUUUGAAAGUGGAAUUCAUCCAAGAGAAGACGUUAGCGAUUUCUUACUUGCAAGUAAAGAGCACUGCUCCUCAUUAGACGAACAUGUUCAACAUUUGACUAAACGUAUUGGUAAUUUGAAAAAUUUAAUAUCCAAAUCUGCAAAGAAGCUUCAAACCAACGGAGCAAAUUUAUUACAAAAUGCAACGGGAAGAGCAGAUAACAAAUUUAAUUAUGAUAAUAAGAAAUUAAGUGAACUUCAAUCAGCUGAUCACGACCAUCCACUAAAUCCUUUGAAGUCUGAAAGUUACUGUUUCUCAAACUUAUCUGUUUCUGACAAUAAUUCCGAAGAAGUCGAUCAAAUUACUGCUGAAAUCAAUUCAGUUGCUCUUGAUUGGAAGAGCCUUCGAAGUGCAACAGCAUGUCAAUGUUCCACCCCAUUCUCUCAAGAAAUGAAGAAGACCCAUUGCUGGCGAUGCGGUGAAAUAUUUUGCACUAGAUGUAUUGAUAAAUUUAUUCCAUUACCCGGCCAUCAUUCCAAAAAACUUGUUCCGGUUUGUAGAGCUUGCUUCAAACUAGUAACAACUAUUAGUCCAUAAUUCCAGAAUAGAUCUGUUUCUAAACCA
Messenger RNA from Chironomus riparius, 2147 nucleotides. The record is from the annotation of a GenBank genome assembly. Lineage: Eukaryota; Metazoa; Arthropoda; Insecta; Diptera; Chironomidae.